This is a messenger RNA of Chinchilla lanigera (long-tailed chinchilla), 1559 nucleotides long. RefSeq lists its product as uncharacterized. The record is from RefSeq and is a predicted model, not a curated record. Lineage: Eukaryota; Metazoa; Chordata; Mammalia; Rodentia; Chinchillidae. Bases 566 to 1222 code for a protein of 218 amino acids. The transcript is spliced from 2 exons.
CUACAGUAAAAAGCACACUGUCAUUAAUCUCCCUCAGAAUCUUCCCUUUUGCUUAGAGCACACUAAUCCCAUCGUUCUUGCCACUUUCUGAAGCAGUUCUAGAAGUCCUCUUUCCUACAUGUCUGCCUCGACGUUCUGAACUGAUUCAAGACAUUUCCCUCUCAUGGUCAUCUUGACUUUGGAAAGAGCCAGAAGUCACACAGCACCACGUAUGGGGAACAAGGCGAGUGAGGACACAGUGUCCUGUGUUUAUAAGCCUGCUUUUCAUUGGAUGGCUCUCUGCCAGCAGCAUUUGCAAUUACACUUUAUAAAGACACUCAGGAAAGAAGACUUCCAGAACUGCUUCAGAAAGUGGCAAGAAUGGUGGAAUAAGUGUGGCUUAAAAGGGGGAGUACUUUGAGGAGUAUUAAUAGUAAUAUGUCCUUCAUUGCAAUAACUGUUUAAAUGUAAGCAUUCACCCUACAUUGUGAUAACACUUUGCACACUGCAUCUACAUCAAACACAUUAGACUGGCUGCCCAUGAGGAGGAGUGGGAAGGAAACGGCCCACAGCCCACGUGGACAGCAUGCUGUGUCCUGAUGAACGCGGCCACUCAGCUCCCUGCUCGGAGGUCCAGACCCAGGAAGGAAGCCGCCCGGCCAGGGAGGGCUGCGUCCCCUCCCGGAGCUCAGCCCGAGGCUCCAAGGCCAGGUGUUUGAGAAGGUUAAUGAUUGCCAGGUGGUUGCUUAAGCGCUUUGGACCCGCCUGGAUGCUCUCUGGGCCAGAGGUUCUCAACCUUGGCAGAGCAUUAAAGACAUCUGGGGAGAGAUUUAAAAACACCACUCCCAGCCCCGCACCCGGAGCCUCUGCCGCGGUGACCGUGGGCCCCGGUGGGCGUCAUCGAGCUCUCAGAGCCGCCCAGACUGAGAAGGACGACCAUGUGUCCCAGGGACCUGUCAAGGACCCGCAGCGCACCCUUCCAGGACCACCAGGGCAGCACCGCGCCCGUGGCAUGCCGGGAAGGUGGCGGAAGCCGACCACUCUGUCCGCGGAGGGCGCAGGCGUUGCCGUCCAAGGCUCACUGCUCGCAUCUGGCUCCCGCUCUUUCACGUCUCUUGGCUCGAGAUCUCGCUCCACAGUGCAGUUUCCACGUCUCCUUUUGGACUGCUUGAGUUUGAAGGUCCUUCCAAAUACCUUGUUGGCAUUUUUGACCCACCUCCCGAUUUUUAUUCCUGUUCUAUGACUUUUACUGGGACUCAUGACUUGACGGUCCCAAACCCUGGACAAGAAUACUCCCCUUUAUCUGCAGCCUCGGACAAAGGCCAUACUGGGCUGCACCCAAUGGGGACUCCUUACAUGGAACGGGAUGGAGGAUGCAACUGUGUUUAGAUCGGAGAGGUCUUAACUGGUGGGUGAGGUUGCCUUACAUGUCCUACAGAAUCGUUGACGGUUUUCAAAGAUGGAAUGGGCUGUCUCAUAAUGUUAGGUUAUUUGAAUAUUUUUUCCAGGUUGAGAUGUUUUGAAGAUGUGAAGAUGUCAACAAUAAGCAUGCCAAAAAAAAAAAAAAAAAAAAAAAAAAA